Peronospora farinosa is the source of this 960-nucleotide messenger RNA. Lineage: Eukaryota; Oomycota; Peronosporomycetes; Peronosporales; Peronosporaceae. The record is from the annotation of a GenBank genome assembly.
AUGGUACGCAAGGCAGCAGCAGCAGCAGCUUUCCCAAUGGCUCUGCGCCGCAAUGGAUCUCGUAUUCGCAAGGCCUUAGAAGUCUGUGAUCUUGCCAAGCAUUCGCAGCAGUUGGUGCGUAGCUCGCUGCCUCUGCGUGUGCUUGGACUCGAUGUCAAUACCAACAGUACAGGUUUCGCCGUCGUGACGGAGCGUGGUCGUGUGUGUCGCUGGGGCCACAUCCCCACCACGAAAUUCGCCAGCGCUGAUGUGCUUCGCAUUGGCAGCGCUGUUGACGACAUUUUAGCGACGGUACAAGACGCCGAGCAGCAGCAGGAACCAUCAGCUCAAUGGGUCGUGGGUAUUGAAGCUUUCAUGCGGAUGUUUCGCUCUGGUCGUUUCCACAACGCCGGUAUUUUUCAACUGGCGCAGCUCAAUGGAAUCGUGUCCUUUGCUUGUUGGAAACGUUUUAAUGUGCUGCCAUUGCACACUCAUCCGUCCGCUGCUCGUGGGUUCUUUGGCCUUAGUGCUCCGUCAGGAAGCAGCAAGACGAACAGCAUCAAACAUCAGGUUAUGGAAUUCUUAGAGCAGCAAGAACCCGAUGUAGCAGGACAACAAGAUGAAGGGCUCGAAUCUCUGCCCACUUUGGAGCGAAUGCGUACUGGUGCAUUAGCAGGUUCGGCAUUCGACAUUGCCGAUGCCUACGUGAUUGCAGCUUAUACGCGCUGUGCAUACUUGCACAAACAAUUGAAGGUACAGCACCCUGAACUUGUUGAGCAUUUUGCGACACGAUACCUAGAGUUGACGCACGAAACAGCGGCGAAAACGAAGAAGAAUUCAAAAGAGAUGGAAGCUUUACAGACCAUGGACGAGAAGGAAGUAACUGCUUACACGAGUGAUCUGUUCGCUUUCGGCUUGGAGAACUGGUUCAAAGAGCACAACACAUGCUUCAUGCUACAAGAUGAGACAAUUGAUCGAUGA